AUGGUCCAGGUGGUGGAGCACCUGGAGCACGAAGCACUUACAGACUUGGGCAGCCAUGAAGCCUACGGCGCAACUGGAGAAAGUCGUUGCUUUUGUGGACUAGCUCCACUAUUGGACAUGAACAGAAUGGAGCCCAUGAUGUCAGUACUGGAGGACAAAUGUCUCCACUUGAGAUCCAAUAGUGUGGUAGAAUAUAUAGAGAGCCACUACAAAUCUCCCUUUAUCUUAGGGAGGAGUAUUCUGCGCCUCCACCCACACCUCCAUCCCACCCUCUGCAAGUCUUUGCCAAAGAUGGAUGAACAAGAGCCUGUCUCACCUGCUGAGUAG
Molecule: messenger RNA, 327 nt
Organism: Odocoileus virginianus texanus
Lineage: Eukaryota; Metazoa; Chordata; Mammalia; Artiodactyla; Cervidae
Source: RefSeq, a predicted model, not a curated record